CCAAUGGCUCUCCUCUUCACCUAGCCCUGGUUCUUUGAUUUUCUUUCUCUCUCCUCCCUCUCUCCUUCCUUCUCUUCUCCACUCCUAGAACCUAGAUCGGGUUCUUGCAAACCUAGAUCUAGAACAUUAGACAUUCCAUGGUUCAAUUAGAUGAGGAAGAAGGCAUGAAUGAAAGGCUUAGCAACGGAGAGAAAGAGAGAGGCAAGGGUGAGAGGAUGCCAAGAUCUAUUGAGGAUAGAGAUUGGUAGUGGAUUUUAUGGAAAGGAAAACAACUAGACUGGAGAGGAAAGGCUUGAGCCAACGAGGGAGAUCAAGGGGCAACAAGAGAACUGACAUCAGAGAAGGAAGACAUAGCCGACAAUGGAGAAUGGAGAGAGAAGGGGAAGCUCAGCAUCUUCGACAUCUACUUCAAGACCCCCAUUGUUCAUGGAAUGGAUCUCGUCACUCCGCGCUUCAGGUCCCCUG
Messenger RNA from Rubroshorea leprosula, 465 nucleotides. Lineage: Eukaryota; Viridiplantae; Streptophyta; Magnoliopsida; Malvales; Dipterocarpaceae. The record is from the annotation of a GenBank genome assembly.